UAUGGCAAACAGUGUCUCUCCUGAACAGAAUCAAAAUCACUGCUCAGCCAUCAACAACAGCAUUGCACUGAUGCAAGGCAACCUCCCCACCUUGACCUUAUCCGGAAAAAUCCGAGUGACAGUUACUUUCUUCCUUUUUCUACUUUCCACAAUAUUUAAUGCUUCUUUCCUGCUGAAACUUCAAAAGUGGACUCAAAGGAAAGAAAAAGGCAAAAAGCUCUCAAGAAUGAAGGUACUUUUAAAACAUCUGACCUUAGCCAACCUGUUGGAGACUCUAAUUGUCAUGCCACUGGAUGGAAUGUGGAACAUUACAGUCCAAUGGUAUGCUGGGGAGUUCCUCUGCAAAGUCCUCAGCUAUCUGAAGCUUUUCUCUAUGUAUGCCCCAGCCUUUAUGAUGGUAGUGAUCAGCCUGGACCGGUCCCUUGCCAUCACAAGGCCCAUAUCUGUGAAAAGCUAUAGUAAGUUUAGACAGUCCAUGAUCAGCCUGGCCUGGAUCCUCAGUAGCAUCCUUGCUGGACCACAGUUAUACCUCUUCAGAAUGUUUUAUGUUGCAGACAGCUCUGGACAUAGAAAUGUUUUCUCUCAAUGUGUAACACACUGCAGCUUUCCACAAUGGUGGCAUCAAGCCUUUUACAACUUUUUCACCUUCAGCUGCCUCUUCAUCAUCCCUCUGUUCAUCAUGUUGAUCUGCAACGUUAAAAUCAUCUUUACCUUGACACAGCAACUUCAUCAGAAUCCCAACAAACUACAACUGAAUCAAUCCAAGAACAACAUACCAAGAGCACGGCUGAGGACCCUAAAGAUGACAGUUGUAUUUGCUACUUCAUUUACUGUCUGCUGGACGCCCUACUAUGUCCUAGGAAUUUGGUAUUGGUUUGACCCUGAAAUGUUACAUAGAGUAUCUGAACCAGUAAAUCAUUUCUUCUUUCUCUUUGCUUUUUUAAAUCCAUGCUUUGAUCCACUUAUAUAUGGAUAUUUUUCUCUAUAAUUGAUAGACUACACAGUAAGUUAUGAAAAAAAUAUCAAGGGAAUUAAUUUUUCCAACUGGGAAU
Elephantulus edwardii (Cape elephant shrew) is the source of this 1052-nucleotide messenger RNA. RefSeq names its product gonadotropin-releasing hormone receptor (gene GNRHR). The coding region runs from base 2 to 988 and encodes 328 amino acids. Gene Ontology annotation, biological process: G protein-coupled receptor signaling pathway. The record is from RefSeq and is a predicted model, not a curated record. Lineage: Eukaryota; Metazoa; Chordata; Mammalia; Macroscelidea; Macroscelididae. Gene Ontology annotation, cellular component: membrane. Gene Ontology annotation, molecular function: gonadotropin-releasing hormone receptor activity; peptide binding. The transcript is spliced from 3 exons.